This is a messenger RNA of Menidia menidia (Atlantic silverside), 723 nucleotides long. The record is from the annotation of a GenBank genome assembly. Lineage: Eukaryota; Metazoa; Chordata; Actinopteri; Atheriniformes; Atherinopsidae.
AUGCUAGCUUCCAACAUGGCAGGCCGACGGGCUCUGAAGGCUGUGCUCAUUGAUCUGAGUGGAACCCUACACAUAGAGGACACGGCGGUGCCCGGAGCGCAGGAUGCCCUCAACAGGUUAAGGCAGGCGUCUGUUGCCGUCAAGUUUGAGGAGGAGAUCUUCACCUCUCUGAGCGCAGCGAGGAGCCUUUUAGAGCGGAAACAGCACAGACCUCUGCUGCUGGUGGAGGACAGCGCGCUGGAAGACUUCACUGGCAUUGACACAUCAGAGCCCAACGCAGUCGUGGUUGGACUAGCUCCGGAUCAUUUUAACUAUCAAACGCUCAACAGAGCUUUCAGAAUGAUUCUGAACGGGGCUCCCCUCAUUGCCAUUCACAAGGCUCGUUACUACAAAAGAAAGGAUGGGUUGGCCCUGGGCCCCGGGCCCUUUGUCACAGGACUGGAGUAUGCCACAGACUGUAAAGCCACUGUGGUGGGAAAGCCUGAGAAGACUUUUUUUACCCAGGCUCUGUCUGAUUUGGGAUGCAGUCCCAGUGAAGCUGUGAUGAUAGGAGAUGAUGCCAGAGAUGAUGUAGGCGGGGCUCAGAAUGCAGGGAUGUUGGGUAUUCUGGUAAAAACCGGUAAAUACAGAGACGGGGAUGAAACCAAAAUCGACCCACAGCCUCACCUGACAUGCAACAGUUUCCCAGACGCCGUGGAACACAUCCUGCAGAACCUGCUGUAA